UCUAUUGCUCCUUUAUUAGUGCAGGUUAGGGUUCUGAAAUACGUUGAAUAUAGUGAGCUGGGCAAAUUAUUUGUGAUGACAAAUUGGGGCUCGCGUAUACCAUAUUAGGUUUUCUUACUUAAUUCAAUUCAUUUUGUUUUAUCUCAUCCCUAAAAUUAUUGGUUGGAUUAAUGAACAUCAAAUCUACGUAGAAGCAUGUGUAGGGAGAAGGAGUUCCUUAUCGCAAUCCUCUAUGCAGAAUUGGUGAUUCAUGAGAAAGACUUGAACCAACUUGACUGGGCAGGAAUUGUUCAAAAAUUGUAUCAUCAAACACGCAAACAAACUAGUGUAACGGAAGUGCAGACAUUGUACAAAAAAUUUAGAGAUGAGACAAAGCAAUUCAUGGAUCUGUUACAAGUUACUGGUUAUGAAUGGAACCCAAAUAACAACAAAGUAACUUGUAAGGAUGACCUGUGGGAACAUAUUAACUCCGUCCAUCGUGGUGAGAAGCACUUUAGAAACAAAGGCCUUUUACAUUAUAAUCUGUUAAGGGAUAUAUUCUGCAAUGAUUUUGGCACUGGUGAACAUGCCAAUUACAGUGUCAAUUCUGGAUAUCUUUCGGAAUCAGACGGAAGAGAAAGAGGAAGGCAGGAUGAUAAAGGAAAGAAAAGGAAGAAGCAGAGGGAGAAGUAUUGUGAAGAGGAAGGAAAAAUUGUAAAAUCUUCCCCAUAUUUUAAAAAAGUGCCCGACUAUGAGAAGACUGGAAGUAGUAAAUUCAUUGUAGCUAUUUCUGAUUUGUAUAUGAAGCCUAUCAAGAGUGAGUGCAUGGUUACUGUGGAAACACAUCAGAGGAGUAACAAAAGGAAAAGAAAGAGGAAUGCUAAAUGUGAUGAUGAUGAGAAAUCGGGAUAUGAUAUGAGGGAAAUGGAUGCCAAACCAGUCCUGAUUGGUCCUCCUGAUACAAAAUUGGAAGAUAUUAGUGUGAAGGAGAAUAAACAAUCUGGUUAUUUUGAUGAGGGAUGUACUACUGUUGCUUCCAUUACAGUUGUUCAUGGUGAUAAUGCAGUGGCUAAUAGUACUGAUAAUCUCUUUUCACAGUUUGCAUACAAAGGUGGAAACUUUAGUUCCGGUAAAAGGAGAACUGAAGAUGGGAAGAUUGCCCUCAAGUCACAUGUUUGUGGCCCUCUCUCUCGAAGGCUCAACACAAUGCAAAAGUCUUCAGAAUCUGGCUUUAUGAUUGGAAAUGUGAGUCAUUUAUCACAUCCAGAAGGAGGUUGCGGACCUAAAGCUGGUAAAACUGUGUUUGAACCUUGCCUAUCUCAGAAUCAGAUCAAUGAGAAGAUGAUUGGACAGAAAGCACGAGUGGUUUCCCCUUACUUUGUGAACUCAAGGAAUGGAGAAACUGAAAUGAAAAUAGGAAGGUCUGUAGAAUGUGUGACGAAAGGAAAUGGAAAAAGUGACAAAAAAUCACGAACCAAAGUUCGAGUGGUUUCCCCUUACUUUGCUAACUCAACAGUGGGAGAAGAAAUAAAGGUAGGGAAGGAUAGAUCAAACCCUUUGAAGAACUUUCUCAACGGAAGAAAGGUUUCUCCCUACUUUCAGAAUGCACAUCGUGAAAAGAAGAAGAGUAGAAAAGGUUCAAAAAGGCGGAAACCUUGUCUCUCUGCUUCCCAGAAAAGAGACGAGGCUUAUUUAAGGAGGAGUGAAGAUAACACAUGGGUACCUCCGCGAUCCCCAUUUAAUCUCCUCCAAGAAAACCAUGCUCAUGAUCCUUGGAGGGUGUUGGUUAUUUGCAUGCUUCUAAAUUGCACCACCGGCGUGCAGGUUAAGAGAGUGGUAGAAGAAUUUUUCACUCUGUGUCCAAAUGCUAUGGCUGCUACAGAGGUUGCUGUAGGGGAUAUUGAAAAGUUGAUACGGCCUUUAGGAUUAUAUACGAAGAGGUCACUGGCUAUUCCACGGCUCUCUCAAGAAUAUCUUGGAAAAACUUGGACUCAUGUCACACAGCUGCAUGGUAUUGGCAAGUAUGCAGCUGAUGCAUAUGCAAUAUUUUGUACGGGCAAGUGGGAUCAAGUACAUCCAAACGAUCAUAUGCUAACUAAAUACUGGGAAUUCCUGCAUGCAAAUGGCUCGGCCCGAGGAUGCAAUAUGUAUUUACCUGAAGAUGAUGCAUAGUUAGGGGGUAUAUUUGGGGGGGUCAGUUACAUUACAUAUUUUUGGUAGGUCUGGACUUUUUUGUGGUAUAUAGUACUUACCUAGGCAACUACUUAAUAUAUCAUCUCUGCAUAUGAGAGGUGCUAACUUCCUUUAUUUCAAUAGUGUUCCUUUUCUAUGGCUCAAUAUACUGAACAUCUAAUAAAUGCUCAACAUAAACACAAAUUUGACCCAGAAA
Messenger RNA from Solanum dulcamara, 2368 nucleotides. Its product is annotated as methyl-CpG-binding domain protein 4-like protein. Lineage: Eukaryota; Viridiplantae; Streptophyta; Magnoliopsida; Solanales; Solanaceae. Gene Ontology annotation, cellular component: nucleus. The coding region runs from base 196 to 2151 and encodes 651 amino acids. Gene Ontology annotation, molecular function: DNA binding; catalytic activity. The transcript has 4 exons. Gene Ontology annotation, biological process: DNA repair. The record is from RefSeq and is a predicted model, not a curated record.